AUGCCAUCGAAGGUAUCCGCUAUCCCGAGGAGAGAGCCGCGAAAGGCUAGUGCGAUGUCUGCACCAACCACUUCAGCAUCAGUACAGGGGUCGCAGCCAACAUCCAUGGGCCCAAAAACACGACUGCCAGUGCCGUCUCAUCUGGCUCUGACCACGGCCUCGAGAACCUCUUCAAAGAAACACCAACACACCAGAAGCGUGGCCAGUCCAAGCACAAAGAUAGCCCAAGCACCACGACCGCAGCCGACUCCAUCGAGUUUGAAGUCGAAGAAUCCACUCAGCAUUGAGGUCACCAAGCGUGGACCUACUGGACUUCUCACCCCAACAUCACCUCAGUCACCAAAGUCAUCCGCACCUGAGCUCUUUGCGUCCCCGAAGGCUCCUAGGAAGGAAGACCAGACUGCGGAAGUACCCAAGAUCGUCACUCAGUUCAAAUCGCCUUCCUCGCCCACAAAGUCGCCAUACAUGCACGCACAUAUCGGAGACCCUUGCAUUCCUGGAGCUCUGGUACACCAGCUGUCGUGCGGUCACAAGAUCAUCACUCGGAUCCCCGAACAGUGCAAAGCCAACUGUCAACGACCCUUGCCGGAAUGCAUGGCGAAGUUUGCAAAUGCCAAGCACGAGAGCCACAUGUUCGUUUGCGGUACGUGUGUGGAGGAGCAUGUCGAGAAGCAUCGUCAAGCCAAGCGAGCCUUGUUUCUGGAGACGUUCGAGAAGACCAAGCGCCACAUGGGCUGCAUCCCGGAAGGUUGGAUAGAGUCGCAGAUGGAGUAUUGGGAACGUGUGUGGGAGAACGAUAUGCACAAGGAGAAGGCUGAGUUUGCAAAGCUUGGAGAGGUUUGCACUUCUAUUCCAGGCGAGCCAGGACCUGUCGAGUUGCCACCUAAGAACGUUGUUGGAAAGACGACGUCCAUGUCCUCAGGUCCUGAGAAAAAGUCGAAGAAGGCCAUAGCAUCGCCGGGUACACUUCGACGUGGCAAAGCCUGA
Messenger RNA from Zasmidium cellare ATCC 36951, 987 nucleotides. RefSeq lists its product as uncharacterized. The record is from RefSeq and is a predicted model, not a curated record. The transcript has a single exon. Lineage: Eukaryota; Fungi; Ascomycota; Dothideomycetes; Mycosphaerellales; Mycosphaerellaceae. The coding region runs from base 1 to 987 and encodes 328 amino acids.